AUGGCUCACGGCAAGGAGCGCGACGAGGCCGCCCCCUCCUCCCCCAGCACUACGCUGUCUGUGAGAUGGGUACUAGGAUUCCCUAAACAGAAAGUCCAGUUUAUGAAUGACAAAACCAUUUGCUAUCCUUGUGGAAACUUCAUAGUGUUUAUUAAUAUUGAGACCAAGAAAAGGAGUAUUCUUCAGUGUAUGAAUGGAAUUGUGGGGGUCAUGGCAACGAACAUUCCUCAUCAAGUUGUGGCUUUUUCUGACCGGAAACUCAAACCUCUCAUCUACAUAUACAACUUUCCAGAAUUGACCAGAAAGAUGAAAUUGAAAGGCAACGUUCUUCUGGACUACACAAUACUUUCAUUCAGUUACUGUGGCACCUAUCUGGCAAGUUAUUCCUCUCUCCCAGAAUUUGAACUGGCCAUUUGGGACUGGAAAAUGAAUGUCAUUCUGUGCAAGAAGACACAGCCUGGCACAGAUGUGAACCAGAUGACAUUCAACCCCAUGAACUGGCGCCAGCUAUGCUUGUCAAGCACCAGUGCAGUGACUCUCUGGACCAUUGAACGCUGUAACCAGGUUCAUCAUUUGAAAUCGAAAACAAUAAAACUGCCUUUGGAAGAUGGGACCUUUGACAAUGAGACAGACAAUGUUUUCCCCCAGUCGCUGCCCAAGGACCUGAUCUAUGGUCCGGUGCUCCCACUGUCAGCCAUUGCUGGGCUCGUGGACAAAGAGGCAGAAACAUUCAAGCCUAAAGACGAUUUGUUUUCUUUAAUUCAUCCUACUGUGCAUUGCUGGACUCCAUCAAGCGACCUAUAUAUUGGCUCUGAAGAGGGUCUUAUUUUAGUGUUUAAUGGAGAAAGCUCACAAGUGACUAUCCUCAAUAUGAUAGAAGAUUCUUUUCCAAAUCUAGAUAAAACUCUGAUGGCUCCAAUGACUAUGGUAUAUCAGAAGGGAGGAAUGCUUGCUUCUGGACUUGAUGGCUUAAUAUAUUCUUGUACUAUUAAAGAUUUUAAUUGUACUGUCAAAGAUUUUUUUGAGGUUGAAGAAUCUUUGCAAUAUAUGACAUUUUCUCCUAAUUACAAAAUGCUGUUGUUACAGACAAGUAAGGGAUGUGUAUAUAUUUGCACUUUGACUGAAGAGCCAGUCCUUGAUAAAAUCCUAGAAUCUUGUGAAGAUAAAUUUCACUCAGUCGACUUUAUCAUACCUGGACAUGAAUUCUUGACCCUCUCACCUAUGGGGGAAGUUUCCGUUUGGAAUAUAGAAGAUGCUUCAAAUGUCAGCAGGAUUUUUCUAAACACCCCAACAAGUGUCCUGGCGUGCUCACCCUCAUCUCUCUCAGCAGUUGUAGGGACAGUAACUGGCUUUGUCCAGUUCCUUGACCUCCGUAAUACCAGCUCCCUUCGUAUCAUUCACAAGAUAUUUCUCUCCAGAGCGCCUGUGGACCACCUCCUGUAUGAUCAACAAGGAAUGUACCUAUUUGCUGGAACAUCAGAAGGCUAUGUCUUUGUUAUUGAUGCUCAUCCUUCCAGCCUCUUUAAGAUUCUUGGAUUUGUAGAGGUGGCCACAAACAUUUUGCAAAUAUCCACAGUGUCUCUUCUGGAAACAGACAUAGUGGAAGUGAUGGUGAUGUCCGUGCUUCCAAACAAAAGAACCAGAUUGGAAACAUUUGUUUUGCCCAGAAUGUUACCACAAGUUACUAUGGGCUUUGUUGAUGAAAGAGGGAGGAUGAGAAAUGAAUUAAUUCAUACAUUCCUGUAUGAGAUCGAGCACACCCUGUCCUCGGCAGUGCUGGACUACAAAAGUCACCGAGUCUAUGGCUUCUGCUCAGACGUGCCGUACAUCUGCAGCUAUGAGCUCCCAGAAAAUGAGCAUGUUGGUAUUCUCAUUCUGAAGCCAUCCCAAAAACUGCCAAGCCGGCAUUAUGGAUCUGGAACACUCUCUCUGUCUCCACAUGGACUGUGGCUCCUCUCAACAGCUAAAUGUGGGGUUCUGUCUAUCCGAGAUAUUCAGAAUUUGGAAACCUUUGCUCGGUUUCGGAGUCAUUCUCACCAGAGCCGUGGGAUCCAGUCAGUGAAAAUUUCCGUAGACGGACACACCAUUCUGGUGAAUGGAAAGAAUGAUGGCACUCUAGUUAACAUAAAAUGGAGGCGCCUAGGAGGAAGCUUAGCGAGUGAAGCUCUGGACUAUGGCAGAAAUCUUUUAAAUUCUCUGAAGAUGAAAAUGGAAAAAGAGAAUCUUUGUUUAGAUAUGUCACCAGGAGAGAAUGUCAAUCCCCUUGAAGAAGUGAGUUUCAAUAUUUCUCUUUGCACGGACUCAUCGCAAGAGGAGGAACCACGCCAGUUUGAAAACAUGGAGGAAAUUCCCUGGUUAGAAAAAAAAACUCAGAAGGCCAUCCAGAAGGAGGUGAGACUCUUUUCUAGUACAAGAAAAGAGAUUAAAAAAGGAAUCAAAGCUUUGACUAAAACCAUUCAGGAAAUGAUGGAAGAGAAUGAUACACUAGAAAGUAUUUCAAAAUUAGAGCAACAGGAGUUUGCCUUGGAUCUUGAGGAACUAGAGAAUCUUCACCAUCAAAGUGAGGAAGAAGUGUCAAAGAUACGAAACAAUGUAGAAAUGAAUAACCUCACCAAGAAAUAUUUGGCUGAACUUAUCAAAGAGGAGUGCUGGAAUUCCAUGGCUGUGAAAGGCCGCUCUCUCAAGUGCUUUCAUAUCCCCUGUGUGGUUGAGAAUUUUCCAAUGAAAGCACGCACACAGGAAGAACUGGCAGAAUUAAACAGAGUUAUAAAUCAAAAGAAGGUUGAAAACGAAUGUCUUAAGGUCCGGGAGGAAACUAUAGAAAUCCAGAGUACAGUUGCCAUGGUAAAAAAGUUUCAUGAGGAGGAUGAAGAAGAGGAAGAAGAAAAAGUUAAAAUAAGAGAUAUUAACUUGCCCAAUUAUCUACUUGGCAGUCUGUGUACUGAUUUUGGGAUAGACAUCUCUUUGUUGUCAAGCCAAAUGGAACUUCAUGCCAAAGAGGAAAAAAUCAAUCAAAUAAUCUUACUGAAAGAUAUUAUUUACCAGGUAAAAACUGCUUUCAACAAAGAGUUUGAUGCUGCGUAUAAACAAAAGGAGUUUGAAAUUGCACGUGUGAAGGAAAAAAAUAUACGGAUUCAAGAAAUCAUUCUUGAUCUGGAACUGGACGAAUCAGUCUGGACACCCAGGUUUGAUGACACUGAGAAGCCAGAGAGAACACUUGUUGUGGAUGUUAGUGAGAUCACAGCGCACAAGCACAUAUCCCCAUGGCACCGAGCCAAAGCAGAUACGUCUACAGUCCAGGAAGCGGAGAACCUGCUUAUGAAUUCGGUCGUGGAGUCCAGACGCCGAGCGCUCAUGGACAUGAUGGGAGGUGUCCUGGAGAUGAAGAAGGAGGACAUUCUGAAAAUGGUGAUUCCUCAACCUGAUUUCAUGUUGAAACCUGAGGUCUUAUGGUCUGAAGAAGAAAGGAAGCAAUACAAAGACUAUGAGAAAAAAGUCAAGGAGUUAAAUGAAGAAAGAGAUAAAUACAAAAAGUCUCUAGAUGCAGAGCUGAGAAAACUUCAGAACGCUAUUCAAGAAAGCACACAGCAUUUUGAUGAACUCUUGAAAAGACUCUUUGACAGGAGAGUGAAGGCAGAAAUGGUUGUGAACCAGGAGGAAUUGAAAAUAAAUAACCUGCUUUUUUCCUUACUGUUGGAUGAAGAACUAUGCUCCAGAGAAGAAUACCUAAAUAACUAUCUUUCAAGGAAACAGGAGGAGAAAAGCCAGACUUCAGAGGCCAUCCUGAAAGCUAAAGAAAACCUCGAAAUGUACAAGGAGCAAUAUGACAACUUAGUGGCAGAGGACAAAGUUCUGGAACGUAGCUUUAAAAAGGAAUUUUCUGAAAUUUCUGGUCAUCAUGUGGAAAUGCUCCUCAAACUUUUUAAACGAAGACCAAGGGUUCACAAAUUGAAACCACAUCUAGAAGUAAUUACUAAUAACCCUUUUGGAGAUCGACCAGGAUCUGGGAAAUUGGCUCAGGAAAGCUUUGCCCUGUUAAUGAAAGCCAUGGAUGAUUUGGACAAUUUUAAUAAUAUGCCAGAAGGCUUGGACUUCGAAGUAUGGUCGCAUUUUUGCAUGGUUCGACGAACAAAAGUGGAAAAUGAACAGAAAGUAAAGCAGAAAGCAGCUGGCUUAGUGGAAAUGACAGCUUUCCUCCGGAAGAGAACUGAAGAAGAUGAGAAAGUGCAACAGGACAUUGAGAAAGUGUACCAUGAACUCAUCCUAUUACAAGAAGAAAAAGUGAAAUACCAGUUGAAUUUGACGAUACAAAUUCUCCUUAAGCAAGGACAAAUAGAACUGGAGAAUUUCCAGUUUCUUAUGGAGUAUUCUGAUGCAAUUCUCAUCAACAAGAACAUAAUUGAAGAGUUGAAUUCAGUGAUUCGGACACAAGGACAGAAGAAAGUUGCUAGCAUGAUGGAAAGUAAAGACUUUCACAAAGGAAUAUUUCAGAUUGAGUGGGAACAUAAGAAAAUGGAGAUGGAAAUGGAAGAUCUAAAUCAGAAGGCUUGGGAUAUUCAGAUGCUAUUUUUUUCAAGAGACCGUCAAAAGUUCCUAAAUGAACCAAACUAUGAGUCGCUGAUUAACUUUCAGAUUGGAAUAAUGGAGCAGACCAUUAAUGUUUUAGAAAAGACCCACAAAAAGAACGUGGAAAAUUGCAAAAAAAUUCUUAUGAAACUGGGAAAGUUUAGCAAUCAAAAGGACAUAGCAAAUUAUCAGCUAAGCUGCAAUUUACGAGAAGAGUUAGUGGCUGUUUCAGAGAGAAAAGACAUCUGUAAUGCAAUGGGGGCUACACUGACUUGUGAAAAGAUCGCUAAAGAACGAUAUGAAAACCUGAUUCUACAACAAAAGUUAACACAUAUUUCAAGAGAACAGGCUGCACAAAUUUCUGUACUGGAGGCUGAAGUUGAAAGAUUAAGAAUGAAAACAUUUCCUGCUCUUACGCAAAUGUAAAAUUGCUGGUGGCAAACACCAGUGUCAAUUAAUCAUUUAAAGAAAAUUUCACUUGAUUAAGAUAAUUUU
Sorex fumeus (smoky shrew) is the source of this 5061-nucleotide messenger RNA. It is a transcript of the gene CFAP43, whose product is annotated as cilia and flagella associated protein 43. The record is from RefSeq and is a predicted model, not a curated record. NCBI's taxonomy places the organism in Eukaryota, Metazoa, Chordata, Mammalia, Eulipotyphla, Soricidae. Gene Ontology annotation, cellular component: axoneme. The transcript is spliced from 38 exons. The coding region runs from base 1 to 4992 and encodes 1663 amino acids. Gene Ontology annotation, biological process: sperm axoneme assembly; cilium assembly. Gene Ontology annotation, molecular function: protein binding.